Messenger RNA from Prunus avium (sweet cherry), 2986 nucleotides. RefSeq names its product RNA-binding (RRM/RBD/RNP motifs) family protein. Gene Ontology annotation, molecular function: RNA binding. The record is from RefSeq and is a predicted model, not a curated record. Lineage: Eukaryota; Viridiplantae; Streptophyta; Magnoliopsida; Rosales; Rosaceae.
CCCAACACAAUAACCAUGAACCUCCACAGAAAAAGAAAAAACUAAAAAGAAGUAGAAAAUAUAAAUGGUUAUUUCCAAAAACCUCUGCAAAACCCUCUCCUUAUUCUCACCAAAGAGAAAAGAUUGAGGCAAAGAGCAAGGGCGAAAUGUCCCUCUCUCGUAUCCUUCUUCCAACGCCAGGGCAUCAUCUCCACAAAAGAGCGCUUCCCAAAGCAACAAGAUGGUGUUCAUCUUCGUUGAGCAGUGGAGCAGAGAAACCAUCGAGUUCAGAGAACUCGGAGGCGGGAAAGGGGCAAAGAGCUGCAGCCGAGGCGUCAAAUAACAAAUAUACGGAACCAGCAAAGGGUCAAAACAAAGUGGGGGAAUCAUGGAAUUCUCUGAAAGGCAUUUUUUCUAAUCUGAAGGAAAGAAUGCUGGGCAUUUCCCGAUUUCAGAAGCAAAUCACUGUCGAAACAAUUGAUUCUGUAGCUGAUAGGACAAUAUCUGAGGUUAUUAAGACAAAGAAUAGUCCUCAUGACACUGAAAUUGAUCAACCCAAUAAUAGCAUUCAGAUGCCAAAAGUCAUAAGAGAUUCUCACAGUUGCAAGGAAAAUAUCUCAACGAGAUUAAAAUAUGAUAUAAUUAGGGAACGCUCUUCAUCUGAAGUGCUUGAUGCUACAGUUUUGAACCAGGUUGAGGUGCAUAAACAUUUGGAUGGUACUGAACUUGGUGAGCCUAAAGGUAUAGUUCAGGUCUCGGGAGGUGUAGUUUGUUCUUCAGAGAAUAUGGCUGGUUCUGUUGUAUCCAAUGCUAGAAAGGAGCGUGCUGGUCCAGAAAAUGUUGAAAAUAACUUAACAAAUGCAUCAUUGCAUAGAAGGGGGGAAAAAUCUCUGAGCAAUUUGGGUGAUAUUUUUGCAUCUAAACACAAAGAGAAACAUGUUGGUCCUAAAAAUGUUGAACAUGGUGUAAGUGGAAAUUUAGUUCUAUCAUCAGAGACCUUCAUGGAUUCUCAAAACAGUGAGAAAUGUGUUAGAGCAACUGCAGCUUCCAAUGUAACAUGGAAAAGAUCUUCCAAGGAUAUGGGUCAAUCAGAAGUAGAGCCUGAAUCAGAUAGGAAACUUGGGGAAGUGAUGUUGGACAACACUGGGGUUCUUGAAUCAGAAACUGAGUACCAGUCUUGCGUAACACAUCAGUUACCAGGUGAAGAGUCUAAGAUAUUCCAAAAGGAUGUCACAAAUGGAUCCACAGUAGUUGGAAAUGGAAACCAUCAACUUAACAAAAGAACUUGGAUAUCAGAUCAAACACCUAGUGCAGAUACUGAUGUGGUUAAAAUGCCUGUGUCAUCUAAUCGAUCUCAAGAAGUGGGGUUGGCAAACAUGUUUCUGAGGACAAUGAAUGAUCAAAAAGCUGGCAAAAUCCCCAGUAAAAAAAAUGAUACUUUGGCUUCAAAUGGACUUUUGGGAAUUUUAACUGAAAAAAAUGAAACAACAGGUGAAGAAGAUAUGGGAAAAGGAUUCAACAUUAAUGGCUUAAUUGGCUGCAUUAAGGAGCUGCCUCGAGAACUAUUAAUUACUAAACCUCAGGACGUUGCUAUUCCCAACAAGACUGAUCAUAUCAUUAAAAGGGGAGGCUCAGUUAAAAAGGUUACAAUCCCCGCUGAUUCAGAUAAGCGUGAUGCUAAAAGAAGAGAAAGUUCGUUCAGAGGCCGUGCCAUGGAAAGGGAGACAAACACCAUCGAUGAGAGUGAAGAACAACCAUGUAGGGGAAUCGCUUCCCUUAAUACAGAUUCCGUAUCUAAAAGUGACAGUAGUGACUUGAAAGUUUCAUCUCGAAAAAAGUCAAAACUAAGCCCGCAGAUCCAUCUUCCAACUAGCAAGGAAGACUUAAAUAAGAUCCCAAUUACAUUCAGCCAAAAAGAAGGAUCAACAAAAAGCAAGGUAUUGGUUAGAUUUUUGCACAAAAAUGUAAAGGAUGAUGAUGUUGUUGGUGCUCUAACUGAUUGUGGGGAGAUCGUGAAGGUACAGCUACUUUCCGUUAGUGAAGGAAGCAAUUUCAGAGAUGCUUGCGUGCAUUUUAAGACAAGGUAUGGAUCGCAGAGAGCUCUCAGGAAAACUGACCUCGUUAUAGGGAAUGCCAAUGUCGUUGUUUUGGCAACUUCUUUAGAAGAUGUGCUUAAUAAAGUUUCCAUUCCCAACAUGAUUGGUGAUUCUGAACUUCCCGUUGCAUUAAUAAAGAAUCCCACACGAACAGUUAUGAUUAAACAUUUGACCCAUGAUAUAAGCUCACAUCACCUUAAAGGAGCUCUUGCCUUCUGUGGAAGUGGCAUAUCCAGCUUUUUCUUGGGUUCCUCAAGCUCUGUUGCUUUUGUAGAAUUUGAGACGGAAGAUGCCAAAGAGACAGCAAUUGCAGCAUGUUCUAUAAAUGUUGAAGGAAAACAGCUAUCAAUACUCAGAAUUGAUGUGCCAAGAACAACCGUUAUAAGGAUUUCGAAUUUUGGUGAAACAGUAUCAAAGAAUAGAUUCCAGUCUAUAUGUAAAUCUCACGGGCAAGUGAAGUACAUGAAGGGCCGAGGCAGGGACAUUGUGGAUGUACAUUUCAAGCUUGCUGAAUGGCCUAAUAUGUUGACUAUUCUCAACAGUUUAAAUGGAAUGGAAGUAGAUGGCAAUCGGUGGCUUGCCCAGCCUGCACCUGUUUUUCCUCCAGAAGUCCUUCAAGUCCUUUGGAGUCGGCCAGAUGAAAGAAUUCAUGUCAUAUCUGUUUUGCGCAGACUAUUGCAGAACACUGAACUAAUUAGUCCUGAAAUCACUUUUCGAGCCAACAAAUAUUACAAAGAUAUACUUUGAAUGAGUUAUCAUUGCAUUCUUUGUUCCAAUUUAGCUAUGCAAAUUGGAUACUGAUCAUAUUGUACUGGGCAAUUCGGCAAUGAACUUGGAGCCUUCUUGACAUCCCAUGGAAUAUUCCUCUUCAAAAUAUAGAGCACAGAGGAUUUUUCCUUUUUUAAUUUUCA